CUCUUAAUAUCAUCUCUCAAAUUCAACUUAUUUUUUCAAAAAAAAAAACUGGUUUUUUUUUAAAAUAAUAAUAAUAAUAUACAAAUAAAAAAAAUGAUUUUACCUAUUGAAAUUAUUUCUGAAAUAUUUAAUAAUCUUUCAACUAGAUUAUUAUGCAGAUAUUCUGUUGUCUCUCGUAAUGUAAAUCAUGAAAUAAAAAAAAUAAUUGUAAAAAGGUUUAAUAAUGUAUUUUUAGAUUCCGAUAAACGUUUAUUGGUGUACAUGUCAAGAUACGAUUUACUCGAAUUAUCACAAGUUUAUUACGCAUUUGAUUUGGGAUUUAAAUCUUUAAAUACCGAAAAUUUAAAUUCAAUAUUUUCAAUUUAUCAAAAACCAUCAUCAUCAUAUAAAUUUAAUCAUGCUCCAUUAGGAUUAAAAUUACGUGGUGGGGGUGUGUUUAAUAAUAAACCAUUAAAUUCUUGUAUAACAUAUUUGGGAUGGGGAGCAACAUCGGAAGAAAAGGAGGCUAGAAUAUAUAUUUUUGAUUCGGACAUUUCUCAUACAAAUGACAUUUCACCGUGUUAUUAUGUUACAAAUGGAAAAUUAAUUACACCUAUAGAUGGUUGUAAAUCAAGUAAAGGAUCAUGGAGUUCUUCCUUAUUACAAAAGAAUAAAAAAAAAAUACCUAAAACUGAAUUUUCUGGUACAAAUGAAUUAAAUGAUAAUAUAGGAAUCUCUUAUGCGAUUGGCAUGUUGAAAUAUGUUUCAAUUAAGGCUGAUGCACUAUUGGUUGCUUAUGAGGAAAAGAAAAGAGAUAAAUCUUCAACAGGUGUAAAAUAUUUAAUAAUGAGUGGUGGUGAACAACAUUUGAAACAAAAGAAAACUUGUAUUAUUUCUUAAUUCGGGAAUUGUGG
Molecule: messenger RNA, 893 nt
Organism: Rhizophagus irregularis DAOM 181602=DAOM 197198
Lineage: Eukaryota; Fungi; Glomeromycota; Glomeromycetes; Glomerales; Glomeraceae
Molecular function (GO): protein binding
Source: RefSeq, a predicted model, not a curated record